GAAAACGAUUUUUCAAAGAUCGAAUCAGUUAGAGAAAAAAAAACACCAAGAUUUCGUAGCUUUGUCUAAGAGCUUGAACUCGUUCCGAGAGUAAUUACAUUUUCGUAAGAUAGCGCGCGUCGUUCCUGGCCGAGUUUCGCGUAAUGGAAUUCCAGCGUCGCGGCGAGGGAAGUCUCCAGGGGAAGAAGUUGCUCAAGCUCCCGUCGUCCUCUUCCCGUUCCCAUUCCCAUUCCCAUUCCCGUUUCCAUUCGAUUCGAUCUCCUUCUUAACGUAGUUUCCAACUAGUCGCAACGUCCUGUUUUCACGACAACGAAUCGGUACUCGUCUAUCGCUUCAACUACCCCGCGAAACGCGACCUCCGAGCAAUACGAUUUUCCUUCUUUCCCGCUAAAUUCGUAUCUAAACCUUUCUUCCUUCCUAUUUUUUUCUUUCUUUUUUUUUAUAUCUUGCCCUCUUUCCGCAAUCGUAUAUAACGACUCAGCAACGAACCGACCAUCCAGUUGCUUUCUUUUCCACGUCGUUACGGAACGAAAUUGAAUCUGAUGCUUCGAUUUUCUAUCGACGGCUAAAGCUACGUUAAUUUCUGCAUAAUUCAGUAACUAUAUAUGUACUACUGUAAAAAAAGAGAAGAGACACGAUAAGGGUUGCGAAAAUCAGACAAAUUGACUCGGCGUAAACGCUGAGUUGGAGUUGGAAAUUGAUAAAAACAGUUGGCCGUCGAGUGGAUCGAGUAAUGUUAGUGGAAAUGAUUGUUCCCUGCGGUGCGAUAAAUUAAUUCGUCUCGCGCAGAGAAAAUGUUUCGCUCGACAGGGACGUUCGAUUGGCGUUGCCAAUAACGUAUCGGAAUGCCCAUUUCCUAGGAAUACAUAUACCACGAUUUUCCUUUCCACGUAACACGUGUUUCUUAAUUAUAUCUUUGUCCAGCUUCGGGUCCGAUUCCCUUUCACUUAUGAUCGUUAACCACCGUUUUCUACACCGAUUAUUUGGCUUCAAGAGCUUCUCGGUGGCAGCGCAAAUCCCACGGUCCUACAAUUUUCCACGCGCUUUCGAUUCGUGUCACGAAAUAUUUUCACUUUUCUGCAAUAUAUGAAAUGAAGCGAAAAAUGGAGUGUCCAUUUUCAUCGUGGUAAUCUUCGAAUCAUCAGUUUCGGCUAUCCAGAAAACGAAGCUUGAUCGAGUUAGAGUUUAAGGGGUGAAGUAACAAACGUACUACACUUCCGAUUAGAGCUUCGUAAAUUACACGCUGGAAAAUGUUAAAUGAAAUUCGAUCGAAUGAACGAUUUCCACGAUUUUCCACGAUUACUUUUGCCUUGAACGGUGAAAAAGCGAGGAGGCAAGCAAAGCUCCGGGUAUCGUUAGCCCUUUAUCCUCCAAUCCGGAGGCGUGGCUGUUCGAGAUAAAACGCCCGACGAACCAACGCUUCCAAUACCCUUAAAUUUAUACACCUUUCCCGAGAACAUUUUUUUCAGUCAUCGAAUUAUACCAUUUUCUCCGCGUUUCUCGACACCGAAAUUUAUUUCAGUACUUUUUCUUCGACUUGAACGUGACAAUUUUUCUAAUCGUCAAAGCGAUUCGCGUAAUUGGUGCUUAUUAAAAUAUCGCAAGAGAAGACUAAAAAAGAAGCAAGAUCGCAUCCGUCCGCUUUCUAUAUUUACGCUGGCCGGUUCUUCUUCUUCGAUAAUAGUUUAUUUCGAGAGUUGAAAGCGCACUUUGUAUCGGUGUCACGGCGUUAUGCAAUUUAUUUCGAUGAUUCGUAUGCGCCAGUCGGCCGCGAUCAGAUUGAUCUUUGUUCGGUUUCGUGCAUCGACCGAAUCGAACGCGCAUGUAUAUCCGAGCUAGCGAGUUACGCUUUUCCGAUCACCGUGUCAAGUUCAGAAUGGAAAGAGUCGCGCGUUUCGCAACUAGUUCCUCUACCGACUUUAACCCUUUGCGGACCCCAUUUUUAACCCUUUGAUCUUUUUCAUCGUAUAUCGCACGAGCAUGACUGGCGGAAACUGACUGAUAACCGCAGUCAGAUGCCUAUUACUUUAUAAAUCAUAAACACGUGUCAUGUUUUGCAAUUGCUGCAAGUAAUUUUCUUAUUCUUCACACUCAAUUUGGUGCAAGGAUAUUGUGCAAGAAAAAGAUAACAACUGGAUCGCAUCGCACGAUUUCGAAAUUUGUCUGGCUGCUGGAUAUCGGGUUGAGAAAAUCGGAAAUAUCGUGACGAAGUGGCGAGAAGCGAGGACAGAAGAAUAUCGCAAGGGCGGUUUCCGUGUCGGCAGGCGAAUUUAAUUUACCGUCGCGUCGACACGUUCGCGGUGUCGAGCAGAAAAUGCACGAAUGAACGCCGUUGGCUCUGGCUUUUGAAGAGAAAGAAAUUGGAUCGGCGCGUGACGAUGCCGUAUGCCGGUUCUUACGUCGAUCGCAAAAAGGGAACCGGGAGAAAAAGGAUUCCAAGUAGCAGGGAGUCGGAUAGAUGAACGACAAAGAGCUAUGCGAGGAAUGGGCUCUAGCGAAUAGUCGCGAAUGCGUGGAAGGAGGAGGUUCUACGGCGAGUGCGACACACGAAGAAUCCGAGGAUGCGUCGGAAGCCAGGUUCACCCUCAAAUAUUUGGGCAGUACCCUCGUCGAGACGCCCUCGAGCGAAGAGGCCACGGCGGAAGCUAUCAAGACUGUUAUUACGAUGGCAAAAGCAAGCGGGAAAAAGUUGCAAAGAGUUUCUUUGGCUGUGAGCCUGAAGGGUAUUAGAAUGACGGACCUAGCCACGGAAGAAGAUCAGCUUCAGGUGUCUAUAUACAGAAUUUCCUACUGUUCGGCGGACGCGACCCACGACCACGUGUUCGCGUUUAUCGCGACAAAUUUGAAUGAAACGAUGGAGUGUCACGCGUUUCUCUGUCCUAAAAGAAAAAUGGCGCAAACGGUAACGCUGACGGUGGCCCAGGCCUUUAACACGGCUUACGAGGCUUGGCAGUUGUCCCAGGCCGAUCCUAGGAUUCAUCACGCUCAAGACAAAAGUCCUCCGUUAACUGACGACCGAAACGAAGAUAACGAGAAAAAGAAGAAAGAAGAGGAAGGGAAAUCCGGGGGCAUAGUUAACGAAGAAAACGGAGGCAACGUUAAACGAAGUACCACCAACGAUGUCCAGAAGACUCUACUAAUUGAUUUAUCGAACGACGCCAAACCGACCGGAAAUUCAUGGGUCUGUUUCGAGGAGGAAGACGGGAAGAAAGUGCAGAAGAAGAAUAACGCUACGAGCAUUCCCAUGACGACUUUGAGGCACAGCACGACGUCGACGUCGCACCACGUUGUACCGAGGCCGUCAACGGGUUUCAAAAUUCAAAACGCAUGGGGAGAAUCGAGAUCGGUUGAUCUAAUGUGCUCGUAGCAGGCAUAGCCCUCGGCCGAUAGCUUCCGAGACGUCCCAUUAAUCACUAGCCUCUGGAAGCACUUGUCGAACAACGGCCAACCGAAGAAGAUCAACCAUUAGACUAAUUAUUAUCACCGAACUCUGAUACCUUCUCGAUCGGUAAUCAAUCGGAUCCUUUUUCUUUUAAAAGAAAACGCGUUGCUCUACCGAUGCUUAUCUCUCUAACGAUAAGUGGCACGAGCUAAAUUCUGCGCAAAGGUACUCGUUUGAAAAUUUGCCACUGCUAUAUCUGUAAUUACCGCCUUUAUAAAGGCAACGCUAUGUCAUGGAAUCGAAGGAUAGAGAACACGUGUUACAUCCUUACGCGCGUUUCGUGAUUUCACGAUCAAUGUCGAGCGGUGCUCGAGAAAAGUGAGAGAAAUAAUAAACUCGAUGCGGAGGAGUUUCAGUUCACGGCUAAGAAGUGGGAACAAUUUUCAAAAACGUUUUGUAUAACGCGUGUAUCCGUGCCAAUUCUUUUACACACAUAUCGUACACGUAUCACGUGUAAGUUGGAUCGUACGCGCGCGAUCCCAUAAACUUUUUACUAUUUUUAACGAUCUAUAGAGACGUUUUUCCUUUAUAACGGCAAAACAAACCCAAAAUACUUUUCGAUAUCUUAUCGAAUUUUAUUCAUUGUCAAAUAGCUGGGCUAUUUUCUUUUCAAGUUUGACGUUGUUCAAUUUAUCUACACGCGGAUGGUGCAUUCGAAGCAUAGAUUUACGAUUAGACGAUAACGUAGGAUGUAUUGACCGUACUUUUGGCAUUAAUAUCGCUUCUUUCAAUGUAAUCGACAAAGAAACGCCAUUGAUACCAUUUGUUUUUUCCUUAGAGUGAAAAAAAAAAAAAAUAUAUAUAGAUUUCUUUUGAUAUAUUCAUAAAUAGAUCUUUAUCGAAUUAACAAAAUAGCGAAAUUUCGUGUUAGGAAAAUCUGUUGAUGUGUACGUCAUGAAUAUGUAUACCCAUGUAGCCAUCAAAUAUUUCUGUUGCGUGUAAAGUACGUGAUUUAAACGUUGCGAUUUACGAUAUAACCACGAUACGUUUAUUUACAACGAUAACGCGAUAAUUUACUCGCGUGUUCAAUUACUAAAUUAAAAACGAUGUUUUCAAUUUUGUACUUUUAACUCGUUGACGUUCUUAUGUCGUUCCUCUUCUGCUCAACAUUUGUUAAAAAUACUAUUUUCUCGUUCGUAGUUAGUUAUUUCAGUAGAAAGUUUAGAAUCUUUUGAUCGUCGCUUCGUUGAUGAGAACUAACAAUAAUUUGAUAUGGUCCAUCAUUGUACGAUUGGGAUGAUGCAUUUCCGCGAAACAUACUUCAAUGUUAGAAUAUAAGAAGUACACAUGAAAUACACAUAUACAUAUC
Osmia lignaria (orchard mason bee) is the source of this 4751-nucleotide messenger RNA. RefSeq names its product low density lipoprotein receptor adapter protein 1. NCBI's taxonomy places the organism in Eukaryota, Metazoa, Arthropoda, Insecta, Hymenoptera, Megachilidae. The record is from RefSeq and is a predicted model, not a curated record.